AUGUUGUCGCGUCUCGGCCUCAGAGCACACACCCUCGUCAAACCAGCAACAACAACACAGCUCAUCCGCUCGAUAAAGACAAUUCCCCAACCACCAGGAUUCAUCGUGGGAACUGUGAACGACGCCUACGUUCCACCCAAACCACACAAGCUCGAAGGCUCGCUCCACUGGACCGCCGAGAGGUUAGUCAGUAUCGGAUUGGUGCCACUUACAUUGGCGCCGCUUUUCACUGGCGCCCUGACUUUGGUUGACUCGACUUUGAGUGCGCUUUUGCUCUAUCACUGUUACGCUGGGUUCCAAUCUUGCAUCAUUGACUACAUACCCAAGAGAGUCUAUGGUGCGUACCAUAACUAUGCUAUGUAUUUGUUGACUUUGGGCACUGCUGUGGCUGGGUACGGCGUUUAUGAGAUUGAGAAGAAGGAAGGUGGCUUGUGUCAUAUCGUUGGUAAAGUCUGGGCUGCUUGA
Messenger RNA from Lodderomyces beijingensis, 465 nucleotides. NCBI's taxonomy places the organism in Eukaryota, Fungi, Ascomycota, Pichiomycetes, Serinales, Debaryomycetaceae. The record is from the annotation of a GenBank genome assembly.